UUACAAAUCGGGAUUACAAUGCAUUUUUUUCUCUGAAUUAUCUUGUUUUUGCGCGUUGGUAUUACGUAAUGCGUCGGCUAUCAGGAGAAAUAUAUUAAAGCGCAUGUCUGCUGACAGAUUAUCAUAACGCAACUAUAGACGGAGGUGAAGACAUCAGGUCAGAAGGAAAUUUAAUCGAAGAACAGUUCGGGCAAUUACGACACCAUGAGGGUUUGGCUCGUAGUACUUUUGCUGGCAAUGGUGACCAUCGUCUUGGUGUCCGCCGGCAGACGCGGUGAGAGAGAAGAGAAUGGUCGCAACAGGCGCCCAGCUGGCAGAGGUCGUCCAGGUCAAGGACGCCCCGGGCGUGGUGGUGAGGGGGUUGAAGAAGAAGAAGGUGAAGAAGCAGGAGAAGUCGAGAAUAUUGAAGGCCGUCGCAACGGAAAGAAGAAACCCGGAAGACCGGGCAGACCAGGGAGACCAGGUAGACCAGGCCAAUGGAACAAAAAGAAAGGCAAGAAACCACGCUUAUUCGCCGGAAACGCCGCAUUGAAGAAGUGCUCAUGGUGCGUACUCAAAUGUAAGAAAGCUACCCAAAUGACCUUCGGGCAGUGUCUUAGCACCAACGAGACCAGCCCGUGCUACAGUAUGUGCGCCCAUGCCUCCGACAACAUGCUUGACUGUCUGACAUGCAUUGGUGAGUGCAGUGGUACCGUCAACGCGGAGACUGGCAAGAAGGAGAACGCCUGGACCUGCGUCAAGAAACCCAAUGCGCCUUGCAAGGAGAGGUGUGCCGUCCCAACCCCCGCCCCAACCACCGAGGGAGCGGGUGAAGGUGAAGAAGGAGAAGGAGGAGAACAAGAAGAAGGUGCUGCUGCCCCACCACCACCACCAGCACGACACUGGUAUUCUUGGUUCAUCUAAAUGAAAUCAAGGAGAGUUUACCAUCUUGUCUAUGCGGCCCUGAUUGCUUGCUUGGUGAAACAACAUCGACACUAUACGCAGAAGUGACCAGCCUCUUUAGUGUGGGAACCAAUUUUUACUAUUGCUAUCCAGAACUUUUUCAUCUACUCAUCCACAACGUCAUUUUACAAUUCCGGUAGCCAAUUAAGGGAGAAGAUACCUACAUCGAGUCGAAGAGUAUUAGGCUAAUAUAAGUAUGGACAAACCAAGAUAUCUCUCACAGAUACCGCGGUGUGUCAUACUGUACUGGCAUGGGUCAUACAAUUAUCAUGAUUCGUAGGCCUCUCAGUCAAAGGAAGAACUCAUUUACUAUUCUUGACAUUGCUUAUUUUAGACUUCUGCAUUGUGCCAUGAAGUAUAAUUUCAGCUUGACAUCGCUAUUGUUGUUUUUUAUCAAUUCUGAUACUGCUAUAUUAAACUGGAAAGAUUGUCACGUCCA
Molecule: messenger RNA, 1381 nt
Organism: Lineus longissimus
Lineage: Eukaryota; Metazoa; Nemertea; Pilidiophora; Heteronemertea; Lineidae
Exons: 2
Coding region: 205-903 (232 amino acids)
Source: RefSeq, a predicted model, not a curated record